This is a messenger RNA of Gavialis gangeticus (Gharial), 1482 nucleotides long. RefSeq names its product cytochrome P450 2J2. Gene Ontology annotation, cellular component: cytoplasm; intracellular membrane-bounded organelle. Lineage: Eukaryota; Metazoa; Chordata; Crocodylia; Gavialidae. Gene Ontology annotation, biological process: xenobiotic metabolic process. The record is from RefSeq and is a predicted model, not a curated record. Gene Ontology annotation, molecular function: oxidoreductase activity, acting on paired donors, with incorporation or reduction of molecular oxygen, reduced flavin or flavoprotein as one donor, and incorporation of one atom of oxygen; iron ion binding; heme binding.
CUGCAGUUUCUCCCCGCUUUGGCCACCCUCUGGGAGAACAUGUCCUUCCGGACCUUCGCAGUGUUCACGGUUGUGGGGCUGCUGAUGGUUGAUUAUAUGAAGAGGAGCCAUCCAGCAAAUCUCCCUCCAGGACCACUGCCCCUUCCCUUCCUAGGUCACAUAUUCCAUCUGGCCUUCAAGCAGCCUCAUCUCUCCGUGAAGAAGCUUGCUGAAAAAUAUGGCAACAUUUUCAGCCUGCAGCUUGGUUAUGAGACGCUUGUGAUUGUGAAGGGGUUGGAGCUGGCAAAGGAAACACUUGUUCAUCAGCAUGAAAACUUUGCAGAUCGUCCCCUGAUCCCCAUUAUGCUGGAGGUCCGUGGUAGCUUGGGUGAGUUACUCUUUAGGACAGGGGUGCUGGUUGUAGCUUUCCAGAAGUUGCUGCAGUUGGUGGGUGAGACGCUGUAUCUCCAUGGCACUGUUUGGACCCAGCUGUAUAAUUCCUUUCCCACCAUAAUGAAGUGGCUCCCAGGACACCAUCACCCCCUUUUUAAAAACGGGGGAAAACUGAAAUGUUUUGUGAAAGAAGAGAUUGCAAAGCACAGGGAGGACUGGGAUCCGGUGGACACCAGGGACUUCAUUGACUGCUAGCUGAAGGAAAUUGCAAAGAAUGAAGCCAGUUCAUCUUUCCAUGAAAAUAAUCUUUUAUUUUCUACACUGGACCUUUUUUUUACUGGAACUGAGACGACCUCCACAACCAUCCGCUGGGGCCUACUGUACAUGGCCAUGUAUCCAGAAAUUCAAGAGAGAGUGCAAGCAGAGAUCAACACAGCGAUUGGCCAGUCCCAGCAGCCAGCCAUGGACGACAGAGACAAUAUGCAAUACACCACCGCAGCUGUGCAGGAAAUUCAAAGGAUGGGCAACAUUGUACCUUUAAAUGUUCCCCGACUGACAACCAGGGACACAACGCUGGCUGGAGUCCAUCUGCGCAAGGGUACCAGUCUGAUCUGCAACGUGUCAGUGCUGUACAACAAGAAUGAGUGGGAAACUCCCAACGCCUUUAACCCUGAGCACUUUCUGAAGGAUGGACAGUUCAAGAGGGAAGCUUUCCUGCCCUUCUCGGCAGGGAAAAGGGUUUGCCUGGGAGAGCAGCUGGCUAGAGCGGAGCUGUUCCUCUUCACUGCCCUUUUUCAGAGGUUCACGUUCCAGGCUCCAAAGGAUGUGAAGCUCAACCUCCAGUUCAGAAUAGGACUCACCACGAAGCCUCAGCCCUACAAAAUCUGUGCCCUACCUUGCUAGGGAGAGGUGGGAAAAAUUUUGCCAUGACCUCAUUUCUCAGAAUUGCUGUAGAUGGUGCUGCGAGCCCCAUGCACAGGUCCCCAAUUGCCCCUGUCUUCUCUGUAUUAGAGGCAUCACAAAAGGGCAAUAGCUUGUUUGGGCUAUGUACAGUCAAAAAGCCUGAGGCUCAAUUAAUUUAAUCCUGGCAGGUUAGUCUAAAUUGUGUAA